GGGAGGACUGUGAAGCAGAGAGAGGGAUCAUCCAGUGUACCAAGAUUUCACUGAAUUGAUUUAUUUGAAACCCCAUCGUUUGCAGGUUAGAUUGUAAAUGUGGGUUUAAAGUGUGCUCACGUGCUCAGGGGACAAAAAGGCGCGCGCUCUUGACACGGAGUUUUUACUGGAGAAUUAAGUGACAUCUCGUGCGUUUGCUGUCACUCCAUUGUUGGCAUCUUCUCAGCUCCCCUAGAGGCUCAUGGGAAAAAAGUCUACUAAGGGGCCGGACCUUGGAGCCACUCUAGGAGCAAGGAGGGACAACUUUACAACCGCUGUGCACAUUACAGUUUAUCUCUACAUGGCAGCUUCAUCUGAGUAAACAGCAGUGGUUUAUCAGCUUAUUUUAAGGCACUGUGGAGUUCCGUGUGCAGCUAUGGUCCUUUUGUUGGUGCUUUCAACUCUGACCUUUCACCCAGCAUCACCAUGCUCGACACACCCUCUGUCUUCUACAUCAUCCUGGAGCUUCUGAUUGCAGUUUUGUCCGUUCUGGGAAAUGUGCUGGUUUGCUGGGCCGUGGGUCUCAACUCCAACCUGCAGACCAUCACCAACUUCUUCGUGGUGUCCCUGGCAGUGGCGGACAUUGCCGUGGGGGUCCUGGCCAUCCCCUUUGCCAUAGUGAUAAGCACGGGUUUCUGCUCUAACUUCUACGGCUGCCUGUUCAUUGCCUGCUUCGUGUUGGUGCUGACACAGAGCUCCAUCUUCAGUUUGCUGGCCAUCGCAAUCGACCGCUACAUUGCCAUCAAGAUACCUCUCAGAUACAACAGUUUGGUGACGGGACAGCGUGCACGGGGCAUCAUCGCCAUCUGCUGGUUGCUUUCUAUAAUAAUCGGUCUGACUCCCAUGAUGGGUUGGCACGAGCCUGAAGAGAGCGAGCCCCAUUUACCUCCAGAGCUCCUCUGUCCUCCCGGAUACAUGAACUGCUUCUUUGAGUCUGUGGUUGAUAUGAGCUACAUGGUCUACUUCAAUUUCUUCGGCUGUGUUUUGGUGCCAUUGUUGCUCAUGUUGGGCAUUUACCUGUGCAUCUUCAUGGCAGCGCGGUACCAGCUUAAACUAAUCGAGCUAAAAGUGGUUCAUGGUGAGAAAUCACGCUCUACGCUGCAAAAGGAGGUCCAAGCUGCUAAAUCUCUUGCAAUUAUUGUAGGAUUAUUUGCAGUUUGUUGGCUUCCCUUACACAUAAUCAACUGUUUUACUUUAUUUUGUCCCGAUUGUGACCGGCCACCUGGUUGGAUCUUAUACUUUGCCAUUCUCCUCUCCCAUGGCAACUCUGUGGUCAACCCAUUUAUCUAUGCUUACCGCAUCCGAGAGUUUAGACUAACGUUUCACAAAAUUAUUCACCGUCAUAUCCUGGGUAAAAAGGAGCAAAUUGAGAGCAGAGUUAGCCAUCGCAUGUCCAUUCAUCAUAGCAUCAGUGACUCUAUCAGACUCAAGACAAAUGGACUAAGCUUAGACGUAUUUACAGAACCCAGUAGUAAUGGGAAUAACUGCGAGUGCUUGUAUCAAUGUCAUGGCCCAGUGACACCUCUAGGGGGCGGUCUUGUUUCAGUGGCACACUCGCCUUUGUCCAUCAUCAUCUCUUCCCAUUGUCCUAAAGCCAACAUAUGUUCCAUAAGAAGCGUGAGUCAAAUACAAGUGAAUCAGCUCUUAAAAAACACAGAAGAGCCUGUUUCUGAAAUUACAGAGGACAGGCAAAUGUCAUUUACCCAUAAUGCAUCACUGCUGGAUGUGAAUAGGCAAGACUGACCUGGAGACUGGAUCAUCAUGACAUAUGCAAGAGGGGACAUUUUGAGGACAUUAAGAAACAAUGUUGAAUCAAGACCAAAAUUGUGGUUGAAAGUUUGCAAAAUUCCAUCUUGUUCCUUUUGUGAUUCUCAGAGAAGUGUCGUAUUCAUAGAUGAAUAAUAAUGGUGUCUACUUGGAUGAUACAGGUCUAAGGGAAAACUGCCUUUACCCUGCUUCCUACCAAAAAUUAACCAGAUGUGAUCUAAAAGGAGCUGGACAACAGGACUGGGAGCACUAGAGGAAUUGUUUUAACUUUGUGGACAAACCUUUCAAUGUCAUCGUUGGAGCCUACAAUGAAUUAUUGGAUUUAUAUUUAUGAUUUCAGAUUUGCUCCAGGUACUGGUUUAUGAAACUUCAAACUAUUUUCUAAGAUCACCCUGGCAAAUAUGGUUCAAAUAAUUUUAUGUUGAAAAAUGUACAAAAACUGUUAAAACGUAAUGACGUGAUUACAGAGUUUACUUUCAGGGAUAAAUGUUUUUAUCUGCACAAAUAAACAGUUGUCUCGCACUGUUCACUGCCCACAAAGGCAUC
Messenger RNA from Periophthalmus magnuspinnatus, 2352 nucleotides. RefSeq names its product adenosine A2a receptor a (gene adora2aa). The record is from RefSeq and is a predicted model, not a curated record. Gene Ontology annotation, cellular component: membrane. The transcript is spliced from 3 exons. Lineage: Eukaryota; Metazoa; Chordata; Actinopteri; Gobiiformes; Gobiidae. Bases 466 to 1782 code for a protein of 438 amino acids. Gene Ontology annotation, molecular function: G protein-coupled adenosine receptor activity. Gene Ontology annotation, biological process: G protein-coupled adenosine receptor signaling pathway; adenylate cyclase-activating G protein-coupled receptor signaling pathway.